CACAUUAUUUUCCCCCCUUCUCCCUCAUUUCAAGGAGCUCCCCUUAAGUGCCAAAACGUCUUCCCCACCCCACCCCCAACUUAGAUCCCACACAAAACCUUCUCUCUAGAAAACACAAAGAAUAGCAAAAAUUAAAUAGACAAAAAAGUGUUUCUUUUAAUAUUAGAGAAGGAAUUAUCAAUAUGAUGGAUGCAGUAAAAUUUGUGGUGGAGGCGUCAGAGGCAGAGUCCCUUACCAAUAAACUAGGCCUACCUUCUGUCCACCACCUCCUCCCUGCCUUAGUUCAACCCGCUCAAUCCCUAGCCCGUCCACCUAUCUCCAACUACCCUGUCGCCGCAGUUGGUCUAGGAUCUGACGGUCGUCUCUUCCUCGGUGUUAACCUUGAAUUCCCUGGAGUACCCCUUCACCACUCUGUCCACGCCGAACAGUUUCUUAUAACCAAUCUCGCUGUCCACCGCUGCCCCCGCCUCCUUGCAUUUGCUGUCUCGGCUGCCCCCUGUGGCCACUGUCGACAGUUCCUUCAAGAAACACGUAACUCUUCUGAUAUCAAAAUCCAUAUCACAUCCACUCAAAACAAUCCUGACAUGUUUGAACCGUUGCGUGAUAUCUUGCCUAACCCGUUUGGUCCGUUUGAUUUGUUGGAUGAUGAAACUCCUUUGCUCCUUGAGAGGCAUAACAACGGUUUAUCCCUCUCCGAAGAUCUGUGCAAUGGGUUUUCAGUGAAUUCGGGAAAUCUAAGCAAUGGUUCUAACAAGAAUGAGAUUUCAGUGAAUUCGGGAAAUCUGAGCAAUGUUUAUGAGAUUUCAGGGAAUUCGGGAAAUCUGAGCAAUGGUUAUGAGAUUUCAGUGAAUUCGGGAAAUCUAAGCAAUGGUUCUGACAAAAACGGGAGUACCCUUUUAAGGAUUGCAGCAUCGGAAGCUGCUAACGAUUCACACGCACCGUACAGUGGGUGUCCAUCAGGGGUGGCACUUAUGGAUUGUGAGGGGAAGAUAUAUAGAGGUUCUUAUGUGGAAUCUGCUGCUUAUAAUCCAAGUUUAGGGCCAGUGCAAGCGGCAUUGGUGGCUUUUGUUGCCAGAGGUGGUGGUGGAUAUGAACAGAUUGUGGCGGCGGCUUUGGUGGAGAAGGAAGGUGCAAAGGUAAGGCAAGAGGAUACUGCUAGGCUGUUUCUCAAGUUGGUUUCUCCUAAAUGUGACUUGAAGGUGUUUCAUUGCUGUUUUGCUGAAAAUGGGUGUAAAAAGAUUGAUGAUUGAUCUGAUUUUAACCAAUAUUUGUUCAUUCUGCACUUGUAAGUUGCCUUGUAAAAAUUAUCCAGUUUGAUGAGAAUUAAUGAAUCAAUAAAACAUAAAUAAUUCACCCCUUCUCAUCA
Molecule: messenger RNA, 1366 nt
Organism: Lycium barbarum (goji berry)
Lineage: Eukaryota; Viridiplantae; Streptophyta; Magnoliopsida; Solanales; Solanaceae
Product: cytidine deaminase 1-like
Exons: 1
Coding region: 183-1250 (355 amino acids)
Cellular component (GO): cytosol
Molecular function (GO): zinc ion binding; cytidine deaminase activity
Source: RefSeq, a predicted model, not a curated record